This is a messenger RNA of Sphaeramia orbicularis (orbiculate cardinalfish), 4136 nucleotides long. RefSeq lists its product as uncharacterized. The record is from RefSeq and is a predicted model, not a curated record. NCBI's taxonomy places the organism in Eukaryota, Metazoa, Chordata, Actinopteri, Kurtiformes, Apogonidae. The coding region runs from base 125 to 2803 and encodes 892 amino acids. The transcript is spliced from 2 exons.
AUUAGACAAAAAAGACACAGAUAAGCGACCACCAUCACCUCAGUCAGAUGAUGAAUGUAAACCCCUGCCUCCUGAAUCACCAGUACCUGAUUUUACAGAGACAUUUGUAGAAAACAUCAUUACAAUGACAGAUAUAUCACCCUGUGAAUUAUCUGAUUCCGAUGAUUUAUCACAAACUUCAGACCUGUUUUGUACAGUGGAGAGAGCAGCAUCACCAGAGUCAGUUGAAUCAGAUAAGGAGGAGUUAAGGUUGUCACGCAAAUCAUCAGUGACAACAGUAAAAGUCCCAACUGAAGAACCAAAAGCUCCUACUGCAUGUGAAGAAUCAGCAGUCGAGGUUGCUGAGUACAACCUAGUUUAUGAUGCUGAGCUAUGGAAGUUAAUCUCUCACAUACGGGAUCCUCAGUAUGCAGGGGAAACUUUCAGCAGUAAAACAGGAUUUAUGCAAUUCAUUUGCAGCAAAAUAGAAUAUGGAAGGAGUGUUUCAGAUGAUGAGCUAGAUGAUUCAUUUAAAGUUCAAGAUGAGCAAGAGGCUAAUGUUUUAGAACCUCCUUCAGAGACCAGAAGUAAGUUCACAACAGACACAACUCAAGUCAACAUAGCGCAGUCCCCUCCACCAAUGCUUGAACAUAUUUUUCCUUCGGGAGCAGUUCCUUACAGGCAGACUAAGUACAUGUUUGAAAUGACUGAAUCAAUAACUCGACAUGAUGAGAGAGAGGCUGAUGUUUCAAUGUCUGUUGCAGAGGAUAAUGAUCUCUGCUAUUCACCAGAUUCAGCAGAGUACAGACCCAUGACCCCUGAUUCAGCCAUGCAAGUAGAAGUAAGAGCAUCAUCACCAGAAUCUGUAACAUCAGUUAAUGAGUUUAGAGCGCUGUCACCUGAUUCUCCUUUACCAGAAUUUAGGAGUACGCUGCCUGAGUGUAUCACCUUCCUGAGAUCAGCAUCAUAUUCACCUGAGAACGUAGCUUCAGAUACAGAUGAUAUGCCACUGGAUUUUGAAUUUACAGAGUGGAGGGCAUCAUCUCCAGAGUCUGCACAGUCAGAGGAUCAGAAUGAGAAAGACAGGUCACUAUCACCUCAAUCAGAGCCAGAGUAUAGACCUAUGUCACUGGAAUCGGCCAUGUACAUGGUUGACAAAAGAGCUUCAUCUCCAGAAUCAAUGACAGAGCACAGUGUGAACAGAUCACUGUCUCCUGAUUCCCCUGUGCUUCAGUUUAUGGCAUCAUUAGACACAUAUACCACUACCAUCAGAUCAUCAUCGCCUGAAUCGGUUGGUUCAUACUCGGAGUGUGAGUUUAUAGUCACAUCAUCGAGAACCACAGACACUGAGAGACCAUCCUCACCUGAAUCCAUAUCGUCUGUCAGUGAGUUCAGACGACUCAUGCCUGACUCACCAGUACCUAUGUUUAUGAGAAUAUUAUCCUCAUAUUUUAUGGAUGUAGGUCCCUCAGAUAGAUCUUCCUCACCUGUGUCUUUGACCUCAGAGUCUGAGUUUGUGGCUUUACCUGUUGAUUAUUGGAUGGAUGACAGCCCACGGCCACUGAGCCCUCAGAGCAUCGAGUCAGAGGAGGAAUCAGGCUUAUAUUGUACAGGAAGUUUAAGUACUUUAGUCUCUAGACCAGGACAUUUGAGUCAUGUGACAUCUACCUCAUCACCUGAGCAGACUUUAUCAGGACUUCACAAAACUACUAGUGAGGCAUUAUCUGAAGGAGGACCUGCCAGUCCUAACUGGUCUAAAAUGACACAGUCAGAGUAUGAGGACUGGCUGCAGUUUAAAUCAAUGACUAGAAGUUACUUGACUUCACAAACCACUGUUUGUGACAAAGACUCCCCUGUGAAGAGAUCACAAGGUGUCAAAGGAACAGAAGAAGAAACGCCACAAAGGGCCUCUCAGGCAUCAGAUGAAACUCAGGAAGCCAGUGAAUUAGGUGCAUUGUCCACUAAUGACUCAGAAAGUUUACUGGACAAGCUGAGACCUCUACAGCUGCCCGACCACAGCUCAUACACAACCCACAGAACCGUUACACCUGUUCUACCGUCAUAUGAGAAGAAGUCACACAGUUUUACUGGAGACUCAGACUGGGAGCUCCCCCCAAAUGAAGCACAGUCCAGCGAGCUUUUUUCACCCAUGUCCAGCCAGUUCUUGAUACCUCCAGAUUAUGAAGCUGUAUUUUCAGGACAUCAAACCCUGAGAGUUUCUGAAUGUAGUCAAGCCUCCUUGAAUGAUUUAAGUCCUGUUUCACCUGUGUUCAGCAACUCAGCUCAAAUUGUGACUGAAGACAUCAGCAAAGAGUCUGGAACUCUGGGAGACUUUGAGUUUUCCCCAGACUUUAAUCGAGUCCUGUCAGAAUUUGAGAAAACUGCGUCUGAAUUUGAGUCAGAGCAACCAAAAGUUCUUCCAAAGAAACCAAGAAAGGACACAGAGUCUCCACAGCACUCGGACUCAGAUGUGGAAUUCUAUGACUGUAGACAAGCCCUCUCUGACUACUCUGACCCAGAAGAACCAAAACUAGACCAUGAACUUUAUUAUCACAUAUCAGAACCCCCAUCUCCUAUGCCUGGAAGCAGCCCAGACGUUGGCUUCCUAAGAAGGAACCCUCAGUACCGAGCUCAGCCUUUCCUCCGAGUUGAAGAUUACAAGCGGUUCUCCUCUGGCAGUGAAAGCCUCGGUGAAUUUGCUUAUGAUUCAGAUUCACGAGAGUGUAGAGCAGAGGGCAAUCUCCCCAUGUGUGAGGAGCUGCCUUCCAGAGAUCAGGCAGGGUAUUAUGAUGAUGACGACUUCCUAGGAAGGGUAAGAGGUUGAGCAUGAGCACAACGCUGCACUGGUUGGUGUGUUGCCUGGUCAGGCUGGUUGCUGUAGGGCUGCAUUGAAGAGACGCAAGUGUACAGACUAAACGAGGCUAACAAAUGCUGUUGUAUGCAUGAGAGCCUUCCCCUUUAGAGACUGAAAAUAACACAAACUGACCAGUGAAUGAGUUGUGGUGGAUUGUGUAUCAGUACUCUUUGAACGUGUUUGUCAGAGCAGUGGUGUGACAACUGUUGCUGUUAUAUGAGAUGUUUUUACUGUCACAACUGCACUAAAGAACAGGUACAAGUCAUGCACUUGUUUUGCAUCUUUUGAUUUCUGCUUGUUGUUCCAUCCUUGCAUGUGUUUUUCAGUUAACGGUUUUUGCAUACCUGUGCCUUCUCUUCAUCUCACAUCACUGUUAUAUGUACACGUUAUGGAUCUCCAUCACUGAGGCAGGAUGUGACACAAGUGUUAAGGCGUUGUGAACAAUCCACUAGAGCAAAGAUUAAUAUGAAGCAGCUACCAAUGUGGCACUGUGAUUCAGAGCUAUUUCAAAUCAACACCUCGUGAUACAAACACAUUUGAUUUCAUUUCUUUGGUUCCUCCUUAAAUUAAGUAAUGGCAUCCCAUUUUUACAUCACCUAUUUCUUUCUCUAGUACCGCCGUCUUAUUCAUGUGUCUAUUUGACCCUUUUCACAAACACUGUCUGACAAAAGUCAGGUCUGUCUUUCUUUAAACCACUCCUUCCUUCCUAUUCUAUGUCCAGUUACACUUUUGUAAUGUGUCGAAAACAGUCUUAAGGUUUUUUAAUACAUGUGUGAAACAUUAUUGACUUCAGAGAGGAGGAAUCAGUUUACUAGUAAAUGUAAAAAAAUAAAUAAAAAUUACCAUAUUUUUAAAUAGCAAAGGCUUGGGUCUUCUACUAAUAGUUAUAGACAAAUAUUUUUUUUGUUUCAAAGAUGUAAAAAUUCAUCCCCAAUUGUCUUUGGUCCACACUUUCAAUCAGGUGCACCAUUGCUAAUCUGUGAAUUUUAUCAUCCCUUCCUAGUGCAUAUACUGUCUUUGUUUAUUUCCCAUUUCAUUUUUUCCAUAUGAUCCUUUUCCACAAGUGAAUAUAAAAGUGAGGUUAAGAGAAAAGAAGGAUCAGCUGCUGCCUGCAGGACUGUUAGUGCUGUGGUGUUACUGUGCGGACUGGUUUAUUGACCUGUACUGGUUGUGUGCUGUCUCCCAGGAGAUAGCAGAGGAGCUAGGGAUGCUGUCCUCUGAUAGUUCAGAGGAGGAGGUGUUGACCACCAGGGUGGUCCGACGCAGAGUUAUCAUUCAGGUAAACAAGCAUGAUGCGCAGUAC